This is a messenger RNA of Zingiber officinale, 1233 nucleotides long. Its product is annotated as NDR1/HIN1-like protein 6. NCBI's taxonomy places the organism in Eukaryota, Viridiplantae, Streptophyta, Magnoliopsida, Zingiberales, Zingiberaceae. The transcript has 2 exons. The record is from RefSeq and is a predicted model, not a curated record. Gene Ontology annotation, cellular component: plasma membrane. Bases 326 to 1111 code for a protein of 261 amino acids.
AAACUGAUGACUUGCAAAGAUUAGUAGGAGGAAAAGGUGGAGCAACUACACGCCGCACCCAAAACUCCUCCCUGUUUUAUAUGCAUGGAUUCCUCUUGCGAGCGUUAAAGCAAACGACUUGUGUGCGAAGCAUUGCGCUGUGCCUCACGCUUCGUCUACGCGUCGCACCGCUCGCUUUCCCACACAAUUUAUUAGGUGGAAGUUGAAGACUUUGGGUUCACAGGCAUAACGUCGAACAUCGGCGCUGCAAGUCAAACGGCUAUUUGUAGACGUAAAGGCGAAGCCUUUGGACUCUCGAUCACAAGUCUAAUUCUCAAGACUCACCAUGGCGAGCAAGCACGGGGUUGGCAUCGCCGAUCACCAGCGCAUCCACCCGGCCGACAUCGAGGCUCCCCCGCCGCAUCCGCCAUCCACGGCCACGGCCACCGCUCCUCUCGUCCCUCGCGAGACCUGGAGGUCGGACAAGGGCGACCCGGAGUACCGCCGCAGGGGUGACCUCCCCCUGCCGCCGCCGAAGAGGCGGCGCCGCGGCGGGUGCUGCUGCCGGUUGCUGUGCUGCGCGUUCUGCGCCGCGGUGGCUCUGGCCGUCGCAGUGGCCGUCACGGCAGGGGUGCUGUACCUGGUGUUCGACCCCAAAUUGCCGAGCUACUCCGUCGACCAGCUCCGCGUGGCGGCCUUCGGCUUCGACGCCAACCUCACGGCGCGGGCGACAUUCGACGUGACGGUGACUGCGACGAAUCCCAACAAGGGGAUCGGUAUCUACUACGAGCGAGGCUCGAGGCUCAGCGUGCUCUACGCCGGAUACGAGCUGUGCGAGGGAUCGCUGCCGGCGUUCUACCAAGGCCACCGGAACACGACGGUGCUGGCUGUGGGGCUGACGGGCGAAGCUCGGCUGGGGAGCGAGCUGAUGCGUGAGUUGCUCCGGCAGGAACAGAGCGGGGCAGUGCCUCUGGACUUCGCCGGCGACGUGCCGGUGCGGGUGAAGCUUGGGAGCUUGAAGCUGUGGAAGGUGACGUCGAGGGUGCGGUGCGCGCUGGUCGUGGACAGUUUGAACACCAACGUGCAGAUCAAGAUCAGGAGCAGUAGCUGCAAAUUUAGUUUUAAACUCUAAUCCAUCUACAUAUUUGAUUAAAUGCUUACGGAUUGUAUUCUCUCGCACUGUUCAUAUUUUGGUUAGAUCAGUCUCCCUUCCGUGCUAGUCACUAUUUCAAAGAUUAAUAGUUGUUCAUGAUU